AGCCAAUCGUAUAUAUCGGGUGGCCUUAGCCGGGUGCUUCAGUCGCGGUUCAAACGUUCCGGUGGUAACAAGGAGCUCCUCGACAAGCCUUAGAGCGGGAACUCGUGUAUAAACUGUAGCUAACUUACGAAGAACACAGCCAUGGAUAACAAGAUCGCCUUCGUCUCUGCAUCAGUUCUCCUUCUGGUCGCCGUCCUGGCAUCGCACAACGGCGUCCAUGCGAGGUCCGUCGUCCCCGAAGGCCUCCAGGAACUCGAAAUUCCUCGUCAGGAGAGCGACAUGUUCGCCGUCAGAAGAAAGAGGCAGGUCUUCGACGCCUCGUGCAAAGGGGUGUACGACAGGGGCCUCUGGGCCAAGCUCAAUAACGCGUGCUUGGACUGCCAGAACAUCUAUAGGGGGAAUCCGGCCAUUGAGGGGGAAUGCAGGCAAAACUGCUUCGGUACAGAGGUCUUCUACGGAUGCAUCAAGGCCUUAAAACUACCCACGAAAAAUUACUUAUACUUUGCCGAAGUCUUGAGAGAAAGCUAGUGUGUGGGAACAAUUUAUAACUCAAGGAUUAGUCAUGAGAAAUCGUUGCAGCUGAAAAAAUAUAUAUCUUACACUCGCAAUCCCUCCAUAAGCGGUUAUAUACUCUACCGGAUUGCCAAGUCCCUCGUUAAAGAAACCAAUUCCUUGCUGAAUUAUUUUUCCAGCGCAGCAACAACAACAAAAGAAUUUCUGUUUAUCUCGCGCAGUGAUGUGGAGUGUCUGGUGGUCCAUUGGAGUGACGUGGAUCGGUUUCUUGGAGUAUUGGGGUUUAACUGAAAGGUCUUUUAGAGAAAUUACGUAAGAUUGGAAGGAUGGGAAAAUCUGCAGGAGACUGUGGUGGUUGGAGAAAUUGCACACGAGUAGGAUGAGCGGAAAAUGGUUCUGGAAAGGAAAGUGGAAGAUGGUGUAAAUAUAUAAAGUGAAGACGACAUAUUGGAGAAAGGAAGAAGAGAAAUAUAAGCGA
Molecule: messenger RNA, 991 nt
Organism: Penaeus vannamei (Pacific white shrimp)
Lineage: Eukaryota; Metazoa; Arthropoda; Malacostraca; Decapoda; Penaeidae
Product: crustacean hyperglycemic hormone 6
Biological process (GO): circadian rhythm
Cellular component (GO): extracellular region
Molecular function (GO): neuropeptide hormone activity
Source: RefSeq, a predicted model, not a curated record